UUAUACCUUUUCAGGAAAUUAAUGGUAGUUAUAGCGGCGUUUUUUCGUGGUUUUUCAACUUGUUAAAUGCAAACAUCUGAUAAACGUCAUCCAUACCCGCAUACACAAACAAUGGAAGACACGGAAGGCGAAGAAAUUAAAAAUCUCCAAAUCGAAUUUGAAUGGGUUAUGCGCGAUGAAGUUCACGCGAUACUUAAGAAGCUGCGCGAGAUUUUAGUGGAAUGCGCACGCCGAUUUCCGGUACCAUGCUUCCCCGAUAAUGAGGGUAAACGUACUGAAAAAUUUGUGUUAAUGGCAGCUCAGGAUCAGCUUAAGUGUUCCGUUACGCUUACUGGCGAUAGCAUUACUCAAGCUGAUAUUAGUUAUAAAUUAAAACGCGCGUCCAGUCAAGUGCAACGCACGUCUAUUACACCGGACGCGCCAUGGAAAUUGCAACAGGUGCAAGAUGCUGCAAAUCAUCUACAACAGGCCAUCACUCACAUUGAUAACGUUGGUGACAAUUAUGCUUUCAAGUCUCGCGAGGAAGUGCUACAAAUCAUAGGAGAAUUAAUAGGUGCUCUACAGCGAGGUCGCACCAGUCUGAUAAUACCAAAGAAGAAAGCAAUCGAUGAACUUAUGAAGGGGCGAAAUAUGAAAUCGCUCACACCUAAUCUACCAGAAGAUCAAGCAAUAUCUUUCUUUUUACAAUGCCACAAACUCAUAAUAGCUGUUUACCAACUGUUAAACGUACAGGGUACUAUGAAAAUGGAGGCCACACAGGCUGAAUGCUCAGUCGGUUGGCUCAACGAGGUUCUCGUGUUGUUCACCGUUGGUCUAACUCUAUGCCAACAGCUCAAGGAUAAAAUCAAUGCAUUUAAAAUGGAGGCAUCGAGUUAGUAAAUUACAUACCAUCAUCAGUGUGUUUCUUUUAAA
Messenger RNA from Anastrepha ludens (Mexican fruit fly), 912 nucleotides. RefSeq names its product protein rogdi-like. Lineage: Eukaryota; Metazoa; Arthropoda; Insecta; Diptera; Tephritidae. The transcript is spliced from 6 exons. Gene Ontology annotation, cellular component: RAVE complex. Bases 67 to 876 code for a protein of 269 amino acids. The record is from RefSeq and is a predicted model, not a curated record.